UGUUUUGCUCACACAAAGACUGAGGAAAAACAGCUGCCCCUGAGGACGUGGGCAAACCACUGUGUUCUGAAGGAGCGCAGAGUGUUUGAAGGCGAGGAGGUGCGACUGGGGCAGUGCUACAAACAUGCUCCGGAGAAUCGAUGGGUUCGAAGGCUUCCUAUCUCUGCAGAGGAUGGGAUCAUAAUGGACUACGCUCAACAAGAUGAGUCCGCGUCUACAGAUGUCUAUGAAGAAGAGGCUUUGCUGAAGUAUCUUCACCGGUUACCCGGUCCACCUAGUCUGCGAGAACUUAUGCCUGGUCUUCUGCGCAGAGAGGUGGAGGUGGCCAUCAGUAAGCUGGGGCUUCUCUAUGACAAAACCUACGCUUGGGACAUCUUCGUAGACAUGAUGAGAAGUCAGCUGCUUUGCACUCUCCCAAACACUGACCUGCCCAAGCCUUUCACUAACACUACAAGAGCCAUCCUAGUGGAUUGGCUAAUUCAAGUCCAUGAAGUGUUUCAGUUUUCUGAGGAAACGCUCUAUCUAGCAGUUCACCUGUUGAAUCGAGCACUCCGACUUAUUAAAGUCUCCAUCACUGGUCUGCAGUUGCUCGGUGUGGUUUGCCUCUUCCUGGCUGCUAAGAAAGAGGAGUGUCUUUUACCAGAGGUGUCCGAGCUGUGCUAUCUGAUGGAGAACGCUUACAGUAAGAAACAGCUGUUGCGGAUGGAGAGGAGAGUUUUAAUUGGACUCAAGUUUGAUCUCUAUUACUGCCCUCCACUUCACUUUCUUCUCAUCUCUGCUUCUAUAGCACGCUGCAGUGACAAGGUGGUUUGGAUGGCUCGGUAUCUGUUGGAACUCUCUCUUCUGGAGGGACAGUGUGUGGUUUAUCUACCUGCUCAGCUGGCAGGUGCUGCCCUCCGUCUGUCCCGCAGGGUCCUGCAGGAAACUCUGUCUCCUGAGGGAGAGACUGCCUGGUGUAUUGCCGCCAGUAUCCAUAUAGGCAGUGAAGCCAUUCUCUUCAGUAUAAUGCAGAUCAUGGCUAUGUCAGCAGCCAGAGCACAUGGGCAUGAGACCCGUGCCACCUUCAUCAAGUUUUCCACCAUACAGACCCUCCAUGUCAGUAUGCACCCAGCCCUCAAGACCACACCUGGCCUACUAGGACUGCCGUGCACCCAGACGUGAAGCCCCAACAGAACCACAAAGAGGACAGCAUGAACAAAAGAGGUUUCAGGAUGGGGUUCACAAGGUUGUCUGAGGAGAGCAAGAAAUUUGACCAGUCAGGAGUGUUGAAGGUGUUGUACAAAUGUCUGUGAAAUUUAAAGAACACUUCCAUGAAACGGUUUAUUGGACUGAAUUGUUACUUUUUUAUAACAAUCUUAUGCCACUUGAUGUAAAAAAACAAAAUAAUUUUGUAUUUGUCUGAUGUAGCUUUUAAGUGUUUAUCAAUGCUUCUGGUGAAAACUUUAUGUAUUGGAAAAGGUGUCUUGUGGAAUUAAAGCACUUUGAGACGUGUAGUGUUUUUAAGUGUUUUGCCAGUUUUUUUUUUUUUUUUUUUAAUUGUGCAAAAUAAAAAUAUA
Messenger RNA from Triplophysa dalaica, 1556 nucleotides. It is a transcript of the gene ccnp, whose product is annotated as cyclin P. Lineage: Eukaryota; Metazoa; Chordata; Actinopteri; Cypriniformes; Nemacheilidae. Gene Ontology annotation, cellular component: nucleus; centrosome; cyclin-dependent protein kinase holoenzyme complex. The annotation marks the transcript as partial. Gene Ontology annotation, molecular function: cyclin-dependent protein serine/threonine kinase regulator activity. Gene Ontology annotation, biological process: mitotic cell cycle phase transition; regulation of cyclin-dependent protein serine/threonine kinase activity. The transcript is spliced from 8 exons. The record is from RefSeq and is a predicted model, not a curated record.